GUAGACACUACCGAGGCAUCUUCCCCCACGAACACUAGCAGGUCUGCCUCUGAUAUUAUUGUACGACUUUGAAUGAGACCAAGAGAGUGAGAGAAAGUCUAAGUCUGACCUAAUAGAUGCUGAAGAUUUGAUUUUAUCCAGGGCAUCAAGUAUUAAGAUAAUAUUUUGUUACUCACAUCACUGUAUUUUCUAGUAUCCUUCUUUUCUUCAACGACAUCAAGAACUCCCCCCACCACUACCACCACUACCAUGUCAUCCGACAGCGAGCACGAGGUAACCAUGAAGAGAAAGAAGAAGGACUCUUCGUCGGACUCUGAUUCCUCUGAUUCGGAUUCGGAUUCAUCCACUUCAGAAAGUAAGAAACGCAAAACGAAGUCCCGACGAAAGUUAUGAAACACAUUUUGAUUUUGAUUUUUGAAUGUAGUAAUAUUUGAUUGCGCGUAUAAAUAGGUGGAACUUGUAAUGUUGAGCAGACGUAACUCCAUAGCCUGAUCAUGGUUGCUUUUUUCGCAGGCAUUCUAAUCUGUGAAGAUGAUAAAAAAGGCAAGAAAAACAAGGACGAUAAGAAGAGUAAGAAGCACAAGAAAAGCAGCAAGAUCGAAGACAUCAAGAAGAGGGCGAAAGAAGCGAAAGCUGCACGUAAGACUGAUAAGAAAAUCCGAAAAGCUGAAGAGAAACUAGGACCGGAAACCUGUCCCCCAGAAAUUCAGCUUGAUUUUGAUGCGUAGGCUUAGCAGUAGAACUGGAACUAGUCGCACUAUCGUCGUAAGCUUACCUAUGCGACUCCUCUACGCGUCAUCUGCAACAGGAAUCCGUGUAUUGUGCCAUUCUUUUCUACCUUUUUACUUCUAGUCAAAAAUGGGAUUUUAUAUCCCCAUUAUAAACUUGAUAAUGGUAUUGAGUUUUAAGAUGAACACUAAGUUGUUCUUGAUUUGAGGUCUUGGAUAAUUAAGAUAGUACCCUUCCUUGACCCCCAGUCAUAGUAAGUUUUGAAGCAACAGCGAAAGGAGGAAGAGAAGCGUGAUCGCAAGAGACGAAAACUGCUGAUUGAGAUGGAACACCAGCAGGGCGCCGAAGAAAAAUUGCGCAUGCUCGAACGCGGAUUCGACACGAAAGUUAUGGCACAAUUCUGAUAGCCAUAGAGAAUGAGAUAGUGAUAGUUGAGGUUGACGUCGAUUGUCAGGGACUUACAUCAUGAUCAUCUUCUAAUUUCUGAGUCCAGAUGGCUUUGGUUGCCCGCGAAGACGACAGUGAGGUCAUGGCAAACGCGCGAGCUCGCGCUGACGAACUUGCCAAGCAGAAAGCUGAGGAGUUACUCCGAAAGCAGGGCAAGCUGAAGGAAGCCGAGCAGUUACAGAGCCUGCUUUCUGGUGAGGCCCAACAACAGGCUGGGACAGAAGGCGACGAACCGCAGCACUGGAUUUGCACAAAUCCUACUUGUCGGUACAAAAAUCUCUGGAAGUGGAAUGAAUGUCACGAGUGCGGUGGUCUCAACUUUGCGGCGAAGGCAGCCACCUUGGAUCGCAGAGUCACGUCAAACCCCAACCACAACCUUUUCAGCAAGGACGGAGACGACGAAAAAAAGAAAGGCGCAUCUACUUCGUCGUCAAGCACAAAAACCGGAGGAGCUGCAUCUUUAUGUCUAAAAUACCUUUUGAUCUGGUGUCAUGUGAGAAGUCGUAUAUCACACAUGAAUAGAGUGGAGGUGAACGAACUAGAUAAUCAAAUAGACUUUCGUGCUAGACUUACAUGACCAGAAAAGUUAUCAACAACAAAAUAUACCUAAAAAAAUAGCUAUUAGGUCUAUUUUUGGACUUUGUUCUGCUUCAUUUUUUUCCUCGUCUUCGUCGGCAGCUGCUGCGCCUCCGCCACCUUCGACAAUGCUCGCGCCUAACAGCAACGUGACAUAUUCCAAAUUCGUGUACGGUCAAGUCCGACCCUGGUCCCAUAAAGCUGCCGCCAGAGGGUCAAUCGCGGGACAUGGCCAAGUUCUGGAUAAAGACGCCGAAAGGGUCAUGAAUUUCUACAAGGACCUCAACAAGAAACUUAAGCUGGAACAUCGGGGCCGCCGAUGAGAAGGAGGCUGACCUUGAAAACCGAAUACUGGAUUGAUCUUUUUGUGUAACAGGUGGACGUGGAGAUGAAGAGCAGAACUAAAGAUCAAAGGCGAUCAGGCUUAGGUUGAUAGAGUGAACUUCUAGAUCAUGAUAAUGCAGCUCCACCCUGUUAUCUUCCUGAGGAGCGCAGACUACUUGUAGCACAAAACUAACGACAUUUCACUAUAUUGCGCUCCCUCAUCACGCUCCUUGCCCCUUUCAUCACCAGUACGUAUACAAGAUGUUAGAAGACGGUGUCAGCCCGCACCAAUCUACAACCAGCACAUCCUUUUUAUAUUACGAUACCCUUUGAGUUUGAUUUUGAAGUAUCAGCAUUCGACGUCAAUACUAAUGUCCGUUGAUGUCUUUAUUUUAUAUAGAAACAUCCCAGAUGAAAAUAUGGCAAUGGCAAAUGCAUCACCCAGUUUCUUGUCGCCCAAAGGCAAAGGCGUGGACCUCCAAACCCUAGCCCCUUUCUCGUCCCAUGAAAUAUCACAUUUUGCUUUUUCCUCUUCCAUUUAUGUUGUUGCGAG
Amoebophrya sp. A25 is the source of this 2629-nucleotide messenger RNA. Lineage: Eukaryota; Dinophyceae; Syndiniales; Amoebophryaceae. The record is from the annotation of a GenBank genome assembly.